This is a messenger RNA of Quercus lobata, 1185 nucleotides long. Its product is annotated as Sterile alpha motif (SAM) domain-containing protein. The transcript is spliced from 2 exons. NCBI's taxonomy places the organism in Eukaryota, Viridiplantae, Streptophyta, Magnoliopsida, Fagales, Fagaceae. The record is from RefSeq and is a predicted model, not a curated record. The coding region runs from base 117 to 902 and encodes 261 amino acids. Gene Ontology annotation, molecular function: protein binding.
AGACAGAGGAGAUAGGCGUGAGAGAGUGAGACUGAGAGAAGGAGAGAUCGAUAGAGAGAGGAAACUCAAGGUGCCAAGGGAUACUCUCAAAACGCAGCGUUUCAGAUUCUCUACCGAUGGUGAGAUCAAAGCAAAGACAGCUUACGGCAAUCCGUAAAAACAAGAAUAACACUCCAAAUGGCCACAUUGAUUCAUCAAACUUUAUUAAUGAUCUGGACUGGCUGGGAGAAGAGAGUUGGGUGAUCGUGAAAAGGCAGAGAAUCACCAUUUUGGUGCCUCCUCUACCGGCUGCUAAAAAUUUGACAACUCAAAACCAGGGACCAAGUCAGCUACAAGCUGUACCCAGAAAAACAGUGAGUAACCAAAUACAAUCUCCAAUUGAUAUAUGUCCCAGAAUGCCAUCAGUUGACGAACGUGAGAAAUUCAUACAUAAAAAGGGUACUCGGUUUGCAAGAAAAGCUCCUGCCCAAGGCAUGCCAACAUUAGCCAAGGCACCAAGGCUAGAUUUAAGAAGGGAUCCAGAAAAUCCAGAUCAAGCUGAUACUCCAAUGAUUUAUAAAAGAUUUGGGGUAUCUAACACCCCAGGAGCUAUUAAGCGGCAAAGAUUAUUACAUUGCCCCAUUAGCUUUCUUGAUGGGGGAAAGUUGCUAAAUCAAAGGCUGAGGGCGUCAAAUCUUGAGAGGAAUCUUCAAAAAGCAGGUGGGUUGAGCAGGUGGUUAGCCUCACUUGGACUAGGUCAGUUUGUGAGGAUUUUUCAGAGGAAGAGUGUGAAUAAAUUUCAGUUAGUGAAUUUGACAAUGAAGAAGCUCAAGGAUAUGGGUGCAAAUGCUGUAGGUCCUAGGAGGAAACUGAUUCAUGCUAUUGACUGUGUUUGCCAGCCCAGUAGUUUUCAGAUGAUCUGAAAAUAGGGAAGAAAGAAAUUGUAAAAAUGCAGCAGCGUAAUUGUGUUAGCCCGAGACAUGUCUCAACAAUUAUGUAUGUUAUGACUUAUGACAAACUAGUUGGGAGAGAAUAGAAAGCACGCUUUGCUGUCAGGGAAAAAAUUGGUAAUGGGCAUGACCAUUCUUGCCGUGUAACUUAUGAAAAAUGUAUGCAAAAUCAUGACAGUUUUUCAUACAUUAGUAUGAUCUGUGUUCUUGGUAUAAUUGAUCAAUGAAGCAGAAUCCUUUAUGCAUUGAGUUAUAA